Molecule: messenger RNA, 2805 nt
Organism: Exophiala spinifera
Lineage: Eukaryota; Fungi; Ascomycota; Eurotiomycetes; Chaetothyriales; Herpotrichiellaceae
Product: plasma membrane ATPase
Exons: 2
Coding region: 1-2805 (934 amino acids)
Biological process (GO): regulation of intracellular pH; proton export across plasma membrane
Cellular component (GO): plasma membrane
Molecular function (GO): P-type proton-exporting transporter activity; ATP binding; ATP hydrolysis activity
Source: RefSeq, a predicted model, not a curated record
AUGACAGAUAUACCAUCAGAUGCGAGCUCCGCAGGCUCCGCUUCUCACAAACAGCCACCCAGAGUCACUAUUAGUGCCACCGGAGUGCCUCGCAGAGAUCAUCAUAAUGGCCCUGCGUUUACGGAGAAGCGACAAUCUCGAGUGGAUGAGGACGAUGAAGAGGAGGACCUGGAUGCUCUCAUCGAGGAGCUCGAGUCUCUGGACCCAGACGACGCUCUCGAGGCCGAAAUCGAGACAAUCGGAGCAGCUCGCCCUGUUCCGGAGGAAAUGCUCCAGACGGAUCCGCGCGUUGGACUAAUCGAGCCAGAGGUGGUGGCCAGACGCAAAAAGUACGGCCUCAACCAGAUGAAGGAAGAGAAGGAAAGCCUCUGGCUAAAGUUCCUUGGCUAUUUUGUCGGUCCUAUACAGUUUGUCAUGGAGGCUGCUGCUAUCCUUGCUGCUGGCCUGCAGGACUGGGUCGAUUUCGGAGUCAUCUGUGGAAUGCUUCUCCUCAACGCAUCCGUCGGCUUCGUCCAAGAGUUCCAGGCUGGAUCCAUUGUCGAAGAACUCAAAAAGACACUUGCGCUCAAAGCAGUGGUGCUCAGAGAAGGCCGGCUGAUAGAGAUCGAAGCCCCAAUGGUCGUUCCAGGAGAUAUUCUGCAGCUCGAAGAAGGGACUAUUAUUCCUGCCGAUGGCCGCAUUGUCACGGAAGAUGCCUAUCUACAAGUCGAUCAAUCUUCCAUCACUGGAGAAUCCCUUGCAGCUGACAAGGGUAUCGGUGAUACCUGCUACGCCUCCUCUGCCGUGAAACGGGGGACCUGCUUCAUGAUUGUCACGGCCACGGGAGACAACUCCUUUGUCGGCCGAGCAGCCGCCUUGGUGAAUGAAGCGUCUGGUUCCACGGGACAUUUUACCGAAGUCCUCAAUGGCAUUGGUACCGUUUUGCUCGCCCUUGUUAUCUUCACGUUACUUGUCGUCUGGAUUUCGUCUUUCUACCGUUCCAAUGACAUUGUCACCAUCCUCGAAUUUACUUUAUCCAUUACCAUCAUUGGAGUGCCUGUCGGUCUCCCUGCUGUUGUCACAACCACCAUGGCUGUUGGUGCCGCGUACCUUGCUAAGAAGAAGGCCAUUGUACAGAAGUUAUCGGCGAUAGAGUCCCUCGCCGGAGUUCAAAUACUCUGCUCCGACAAAACCGGGACUCUCACCAAGAACAAGCUCUCAUUGCAUGAGCCCUACACCGUGCAAGGGGUGGACCCAGAAGACCUUAUGCUCACUGCGUGCCUGGCCGCCUCGAGGAAGAAGAAGGGAAUGGACGCGAUUGACAAAGCCUUCUUCAAGGCCUUACGAUACUAUCCACGCGCAAAGGGGGCAUUGGGAAAGUAUAAAGUUGUGCAAUUUUCCCCCUUCGACCCCGUCUCGAAAAAAGUCAGCGCUAUUGUUGAAUCACCACAGGGAGAGCGCAUCACCUGCGUCAAGGGUGCGCCGCUUUUUGUGUUACGUACGGUCGAAGAUGACCAUCCUAUCCCCGAGGAAAUCGACAUUGCCUACAAGAACAAGGUGUCGGAGUUUGCAGCUAGAGGUUUCCGCUCUCUUGGGGUUGCUCGAAAGCGAGGCGAGGGCCAGUGGGAGAUCUUGGGAAUUAUGCCAUGUGCCGAUCCGCCACGGUAUGACACAGCCAAAACAAUCAAUGAAGCAAAGAGGCUAGGACUCUCCAUCAAAAUGCUAACAGGUGAUGCCGUUGGCAUUGCUCGCGAGACGUCCAGACAACUCGGCCUCGGCUCCAACGUCUUCAAUGCCGAGCGCCUUGGUCUUGCUGGCGGCGGGACCAUGCCAGGGUCCGAGGUUUAUGACUUUGUCGAAGCCGCUGAUGGGUUUGCCGAAGUCUUCCCUCAGCAUAAAUAUAACGUCGUUGAGAUAUUGCAGCAACGCGGUUAUCUUGUGGCUAUGACGGGCGACGGCGUCAAUGAUGCGCCGUCACUGAAGAAGGCCGACACCGGCAUUGCAGUCGAAGGCGCUUCAGACGCGGCCCGGUCGGCGGCCGACAUCGUUUUCCUGGCUCCAGGUCUUUCUGCCAUCAUCGACGCACUAAAAACAUCUCGACAGAUCUUUCACCGCAUGUAUGCGUAUAUUGUCUAUCGAAUUGCUCUCUCGCUUCACCUGGAAAUUUUCUUCGGCCUCUGGAUUGCUAUCCAGAACGAGUCACUGAACCUCAAGCUCGUCGUUUUCCUGGCAAUCUUUGCUGACAUUGCUACUUUAGCUAUUGCUUACGAUAACGCGCCAUACUCAAAGACUCCCGUCAAGUGGAACUUGCCCAAACUCUGGGGGAUGUCUAUCCUCCUUGGGAUGGUGUUGGCUGCUGGCACGUGGAUCGCUUUGACCACAAUGCUCAUUUGGGGUGAUAAUAGAGGUAUCGUGCAAAACAGUGGCCACAAAGACGCCGUUCUCUUUCUGCAAAUCUCACUUUCCGAGAAUUGGUUGAUCUUCAUCACCAGAGCGAAUGGUCCCUUUUGGUCGAGUUUGCCCUCGUGGCAACUGACAGCAGCUAUUCUUCUUGUCGACAUUCUCGCCACGCUAUUCUGUAUUUUUGGCUGGUUCGUUGAAGGAGAAGGGACCAACAUCGUCGGCGUAGUGCGCAUCUGGUUGUAUUCUUUUGGGGUAUUUUGUGUCAUGGCUGGAUUGUAUUACUUUUUGCAGGAUAGUGUCACGUUUGACGAUAUCGUGCAUGGAAGGCGGUCGCAAACCAAGAAGGUGCUCAAGAAGCGGGACAUGGAAGAUUUUCUGGUGGCUUUGAACCGCGUGUCCACCCAGCACGAGAAGGUCGCUUGA